UCUAAUUUAAAUCAUACUUGGAAAGCAGCAUUGGUUUGUUAGGGAUCAUCUUUUUGCAUGAAGGUAAAUGUUUCUAUGACUAUUGUCCUCUUUUGUUAGAGAUGGCAGCAGCGACGUCGAUUUUUCAAAACUCUUACUCUGGUCUGGGCCACCUGGGUCCAAACCCAGCACACGGAGUGCAUCAUGUUCAAGGGGCACGUCAAGCAGUCCCAGGAGCUUCAGGAGCUUCACGCUCUGAGGAGCAGCACCACAAACCUUUCUUCUACGUCCAGCCCUCACAGCCGUAUGUGCCCAUGCAGAGUCUGCAGUGGCCUGUACCUGUGCCCAUACCCAUGUCCUACAACCCAUACUACGGCUACCAUGGUUUAGGUUAUGGAGUGCCAAUGAUGCCCCACUAUCAGCCAAAUCCAUACAUGGAGCCCCCUGGCUUUGUUCUACCCCACACCCACCUCCACCUGAUGGACUACAGGCGCAUGCUCAACCCCCAGUAUUACCAGACCAUGGCCUACCACUCCCGCAGGUUCCGCUAUCAACACAACAGCACGACCAGAGAGAUGACCAGCUCUCAGGUUCAGACUGAGCCACUGGCCGCAACCCAGAGGACCAGCACACCAGGUUCCACUGAUGCUGAAACCACCAGUGGUAUCUCUGUCUGCAGCAGUGACGCCCCCUGUGGCCCCACCAGCCAGGUGCUCUCACCACCGUUGACUUUGCAGAAAGGGAAUCAUUCUCUGGAGCUCAAAGAUCUGGUGGUGCCCUCCUCUCCGACCAGGACAUCGUCAAAUGGCAGUGGCUUUGUGAUUCAGACUGAGGAAGUGAGGAUCGAGUGCUGCACCACACCGGUGGGGCUGCAACUUCUUCACUCCCAUGAGACUGCAGAGGUGUCCCACAGGUACCCGCAAGAUGUAGUCCAGUGCAGCGCUGUCCUCAAGGGCAGCAUGCUGCAGGAUGACGAGCCACAUCUUCGCAUAGAGCAGUCGGAUCAGACACUUCAAGCCUGUCCAGACAUUCUUUUGGUUGGUGGACACGGCACUCCUGCUCCUGAGGAGACCAGGAAUCAGAUGGACUCUGACACUGAGGUUUCUACUUUGGGAUCUCAAGUAGCUACUCUCAGUGAUGUUGAGGAGAAGAGGAGUGAGGAUGACCUGAUUAAAUGCUCAGAGAAUGCCCAUUUGAAAGUUGUCUACUUGCCCUUCGACCCCAAGUAUCUGGAGGAGCUGCAGAAGAUGGAGUCCACCGUGUGGUCGACAGAGGAAACCUUGAUUCCCUCCCCUGAAUCACGGAUCCAAAAUGACUCUCACUUUGCCAAAGCGUCUUCAGAAGAUGUCCUCACUGUGAAAGAGGAAACUCGGAUACAAGAGAUAGUCUCGAUGUUGGAGAUGCCGCCUCUGGUGGAGAAUGCACUGGAGGAUAUGGUCCCUACACGGAUGGAAGAGUUGGCGUCAGAAUCCAAUAUCUGCUCUGCGAUGGAUGUUGCAGAGGAAAUUCCUAUGACCAAACUGAUACACACAGCAGAGGUGGAUAUUGCGCGGGAUUUGUUGGAUAAUUCCCCUAUCAGGGGAAAUGGAGACCAACAGAGAGAAAAAGAUUUCCAGGAUCACCAGGACACUUCAUUUGAAUCGUUGCCUGCCUACCUCCCCUCAAGUAGCUGGCUUGCUGACUUUGAUAACAACUACUACUGUAGCAAGAUGCCACCAACUCCCAAAAAGCUGCGCAAACCCGUGAGCAACUGUGGUUUGGACGUUCCCUCUCGACGAAGAAAACUAGAGCUUGAAUACAAAGAACAACUUAGUGUUCGCAAACCAAAAGAGAGGUUCAAACCCAAAGAGAAGGUGGAUUGGCGAAGCCUCUCGGACCACGAAUGCUGCCUCAGAAGGAAAUUCAAUGAGAAUUCAUUCUCCUCAUAUGCGUCGAAGAGGGAGAGACUUUGCUCCAGGUGUUUGGCAAAACGACGGAUCUGCACAUCUGCCGGUGUGGGAGUCGAUGGCAGUAGCUUGAAGCGAAAAGCUGUCCCACUUCAACAGUGGAACGACACACUUGUACCGACGUGUGAGGCGUGUAAGUUUCACACCAAGAAACUGACUAGAAAAGGCUCCAAUCCCGAUAUUCGUUGUCUUCAUCGUGGACAUGACACUGAGGGAGAAUGUUCUGAGAACAGUCUGUGUCGCAGGGGCCCAAAAUGGAGGCCGGGCAAUGACCCCAGGAAGCUUGCAGACUUUAAGAGGCCACUGGCCUCCAAGCAGAACCUGGAGAAGUUCCCUGCAGUGACGACGUACCCCAAACUGAGGGAGAAGAACUGUGUGUGUAAUGACCCACAACAUCAGGCUGUCGCAUGGGAGCGGCUGCGCUUCUGUCCCCACGGCAACAACAUGCAAGAAAUGGACGAGAACUGCGUGGCGCCCAUUUCCCUUCAGGAGAAAUGGAGGAGCAUGGAUCAGAUGUACCUGACGCACAGAUGGCAAAAUGGUCCUCAUUCAACGGAGAAGUCAUGGAAAGCAGUGAUGCCUAACCCUGAUGUUGAUGUCUCCAAGAAUGAAGCCAGAUCACAGCACUGGAACAAACACAAGAAAUCACAAGGAACACGUAGAAAAGACACACGAUGCUGAUUUUUUGCACAAGAGCACAAUGUGGGGAAAAAAAGCACUUUUUAAAAAUGUUGUAUGCACUUUAACUUAUAAUUUAUUUCACUCAAUAUUUGUACAAAGGAAAAACACUGUUCACUAUUUAUUAACCUUUAA
Molecule: messenger RNA, 2738 nt
Organism: Solea senegalensis (Senegalese sole)
Lineage: Eukaryota; Metazoa; Chordata; Actinopteri; Pleuronectiformes; Soleidae
Gene: buc2l
Product: bucky ball 2-like
Exons: 4
Coding region: 102-2606 (834 amino acids)
Source: RefSeq, a predicted model, not a curated record